Molecule: messenger RNA, 2854 nt
Organism: Anastrepha obliqua
Lineage: Eukaryota; Metazoa; Arthropoda; Insecta; Diptera; Tephritidae
Gene: Miga
Product: mitoguardin
Exons: 5
Coding region: 304-1887 (527 amino acids)
Biological process (GO): mitochondrial fusion
Source: RefSeq, a predicted model, not a curated record
CUGUAUCAAAGUUGUAUAGCCUAGUGUGAAUUUGUUUUCAAAACUAAAGUGCAAAGUGUGAAAAACCGAAUAGUGAUUGACAAUGGAGCAAUCGAUAAGAGAAAGAGAUCCAUAAACCGAUUGUAUGUUUACCGGGUGCUGGGUGUGUGUUAACGACGUUCCUAACAACGGCACACCAUUACACCGCCUGAUAGUGCCGCAGCACCUAACCUCGAAAGCGCAUUCGGGCGUAACCGAGCAAUGGUUGAGAGUGUAUGAGCACAUAUUAAAUUUCUAAAAAAUACGUUAAAGUGCUUAGAUAAAAUGCAGUGUCUAAUUCCGAAAUGGUCAGAUGUUCGUGUGCUUCCCUUCCGAAUGACUACCUCGCAAAAGGUUGUUUUCUUCUCGCUCACCGCUGGUGUAGCUUUGAUUGGCGUGCUUGCGCGUUUUCUGCGACGCCGAAAACCACCACGUCCGCCCCGUCGAACACGAAAAUAUACAGGGCGUCGCGCGCGAAACAGCAUGCGCAGCCCCAAUGACAUGAUAUCUAUAGCUGGUUCUAAAGCAUCUGCACGCUCGGGGAGUCCACCUGGCUCUACUGUUGCCUACUCGGAUCGUAUGUCCAUGGCAUCAGGAUCUGUAGGCGGUGGCGCACUCGUGUCGGCUUCACAAAGUCAAACAGGCGCAAUUAUUAUACACUUGACCGCCCAACAGUUAGGUGUGAUGGGUAUGGAAGCAUUAGAUACAGUUAUUAAUUAUUGGGAAGAUGCGUUGGCUGCACACAACUCACCAGGCGGUGUGCCCGCUUUGCUAACGACUGCUGAGGAGUCUGAGUUUUGUCGGGAAAUACAGAAUUUGCUAGAUAUGGCCUACACAUUGCAGGAGCAAAGUGAACUACUAUUCUUGGACCAGCGUUCAGUACUGUUUCGUGAUGAGCCAUCUAUAGAUGAAUUAGAAGAAGACGGUAUGGGUCAUGCGCUGGAGAAUGGUAUCGACGAAGAUAAACAUUCGCACAGGUCGAUAAUGAGCCGAACGGGCUCUGAUCCCAAUUUUGAUUCUGCCGAAAGUUUUGCAUCAGCGCUAGAUCAGGUGGCUGAUAUGCGUGAUUUCGAAGAAUUUGUAGAAACAUCUUACGAACAAUAUCCUUUGUACAAUGCCGCCCUAAAACAUCAUGAAGAAACGCCUAUACCCUACCGCACUAUACGGGCGGAUUUGGUGCACUGUUCUAGUGAUACAGAAUAUUUGGUUAAAUUGCAUUGUGUGCGCUUGGCAUUUCAAUAUUUGUUCAAAGACCCCACUAUCGGGCAAUGGGUUUGCGAUACUGGACGUCAAAUACUUACGGAUCUACUAUGCCUAGGCGAUAAGGAUACCAAGGAGUUUCUUGUAGGCUACGAGGAUAUGAUCAACUAUUUGCAGAAUCCCAAUAAUUGGGACGAAAUACAGAAAGAGUUGGAGGCUCGUAAUGUGAAAGCGAUGACUUUUUAUGAUAUCUGUUUGGAUUUCAUUGUGUUGGACUCAUUCCGUGAUUUAGAUGCGCCGCCUGCAAGCGUGACAGCGGUCGUGCAAAACCGAUUUCUUUCAAAUGGAUUUAAAGAAAUGGCUCUAAGUACAGCUGUCUGGUCUGUUCUAAAAGCGAAGCAACAUGGACUCAAAUAUCAGAAUGGCUUUAUGGCUCACUUCUAUAACAUCUCAGAGCAAUUAUCACCACUAAUGGCCUGGGGUUUCUUUGGACCCGAUGAAAAUUUGCGAGAUAUAUGUCAUUAUUUUCGUGACCAGAUGCUCGGGUUCCUGGCGGAUAUUUUUAGUUUUCAAACAAGUCGUUACACAACUGUCGAAGAGUUUGCCGAAGAUAUACUGCAGCAUAUGAAGACACGUGUGAACAAUAUUGGUGCGAAAUUUUGUCAAUAGAAGUGCGAAGCUGUAAUUUAUGUAGUUUAGAAAUUAAUUUUAAAAUUGAGUUUUUUUCACGGCUACUGCAAGCAUAAUGUCAAGCGGAGCUAGGGCAACAAUUUAUUGCAUACAUAAUUUUCCUUUCUCUAUGAAGUAAUUCAUAUUUUUAUUAUUAUUGAACCACUUUUAUUAUUCCACUUGUUAGGGAGCGUAGAUGCUCACUGUGCAUGAAAUGUGCUUAAACAAGAAAAGUGAAGAGCUUCUACCGCCACUUUAGUGUGUUCUUCACUUUUUAGUAUGUAUGUAGUAAGAGCAAAUAUACAUAAAGUAUAUGUAAAGUACUCGCUGAUAUGCUUUCCUUUUUUCUAGGUUGUAGGAAGAAACUUUUGUUAUGAUUAUGUAAUUAAUUUAAAAUUAAUAUGAUACAAAUUGGGACUAUACUAAGUUGAUAUUGGUGAGACGCAAAGAAAAUGUGACUAAGAAAUGUAUUUUAUUUAAUUUGUUAUUCAGAAGAGGCGAACUCGGAAGGAACGGAGUUUGAAUUAGUAUAAAAAAGAUAGACUAAUUGUUGUUAGUGUAGAAAUUGAGCAAAAAAUGCGAGACGUGGCAAAAGGAUCAUAAAAUAUACAUAUUUUUGUUUUUUCUUUAGAAUUAUUAUAUGUUUGCGUAGGUUUGGUGAAUGUUAUAUUUUACUUAAAAUCUAAUAGUGAAAUAAACGUAGAAUAGCCACAAAUAUACGACAAAACGAUACCCAAGUUUGUUAAUGAUUUCCACACGCACUUCGUGUUCAAAUAUUAAAAAAAAAGUAUUGUUACCAAGUAACAAGAGCAUUUAAAUUCUAUGAUUCUUCUGAGCUUUCUGUGUCACAUUUCGAUAUUACCUUUAUUUUAUAUGAAAAAAAUCUUAACAUAGCGAAUAUAUUUCAGUUACAUAUGUAUGUAUAGCUAAUUUGUUUAAAAUAAAUCUUAAAAUUACUUUACACUAA